This is a messenger RNA of Heterocephalus glaber (naked mole-rat), 2330 nucleotides long. It is a transcript of the gene Znf461, whose product is annotated as zinc finger protein 461. Gene Ontology annotation, biological process: regulation of transcription by RNA polymerase II. NCBI's taxonomy places the organism in Eukaryota, Metazoa, Chordata, Mammalia, Rodentia, Bathyergidae. Gene Ontology annotation, molecular function: DNA-binding transcription factor activity, RNA polymerase II-specific; RNA polymerase II cis-regulatory region sequence-specific DNA binding. The record is from RefSeq and is a predicted model, not a curated record.
AAAAAACAACCCCAUGCAGGCAGACAGCACAGCCACUUUCUUAAAAGGUCUCAAAACCAUUUCACCUACAAAUCCUCACGCUGGACACCUUCACUGUCAGGGGCACAUAUCUCUUCUGCCUCUCACCUUCGGGCAUGCGCAUAUGCGAACUCACAACAAAAAGCAUCUCCCAGCACAACUUCACAAAUACAGGCCAGGUUCCUCCUCAAUAGCUAACAACAAUUCUUUUAAAUCACGGCAGGAGGUCGCUCUAAGAGCAGAGGUAGCCACCGUGCCAAUUCUAAAAUCUGUCUUGAAAGGUCUCUGAAAUUUGAAUCCCAGCCAACCGUGCAUUUUUGGCGUCACGCCAGCCCCUGAGGAAAGGUUCAGCUCUCUGGCUCUUCCGGUCGGACUACGUUUCCCACAGGACCCUGCUGCCUAAGGUACUUCCGGUAGGAGCUUCAGUGAAAAGGUCCAGUGGUGAAAGGCAGGUUAGGUCCGGAUGGUAGGGCUGGACAGCGGCUUUUGCUGGAAUCUGAAUCAGAAUUUGAAUCAGAACCUUUUUUGAGGAUGCCAAAGCAGCAUCUUCUUUGGACUGAGUUUCUUUUGAGUGGAACCAAGAGGAAGACUAAUUAAUACAUUCAAUUCUGAAAUAAACCAUGGCUCAUGGGCUGGUGAUGUUCAGAGAUGUGGCUGUAGAUGUUUCUCAGGAGGAGUGGGAAUGCCUGAACCCUGCACAGAAGAAUUUGUACAAAGAUGUCAUGUUGGAGAACUAUAGCAACUUGGCUUCACUUGGACUUUCUAUUUCUAAGCCAGCUCUGAUCUCCUCAUUGGAGGAAGGGAAGGAGCCCUGGAUGGUUGUAACGGAAGUGACAGGAAGACGGUGCCCAGACUUGGAAUCCAGAGAUGAGCCCAAGAAGUUAUAUUCAAAAAGAGACAUUUAUGGGACAGAAUCAUCCCAAUGGGUUAUCAUGGAACACUUUAAAAGCCAUAGUGCUGAGAGACCCAUUUUCAAAGAUGUUUUGGAAUGCAAAUGUCAUUUUGAGCAACAACAGGAGGGCUAUUGCAGGCAAUUUAUUAUCAACCAUAAAAAUAUGCCCAUGUUUUCCCAACCUACUUUACUCACUCAAGAAUUUUAUAAUAGAGACAAAAUCUUGGAAUAUAAAAAAUGUAGAGAAAACUUUAGUUACCAUUUAGUUUUCAGCCAUCAGAAAACUCAUUCUAAAGAACUUUAUAAAUGUAUGAAAUGCACAGAAAUUAAUACACCUUUUCUUAUUAAACAACAGAGAAUUCAAAACGGUAAUAAAUGUAAAGAAUAUUGGAAAGCCUUUAUUCAGUGUUCACAACUUAAACAACACUUGAGAAUUCAUAAUGGCAAAAAACGCUAUGAAUGUAAAGAAUGUGGGAAGGCCUUUAAUUAUGUCUCAGAACUGACUCUACACCAGAGAAUUCACACUGGUGAGAAACCCUAUGAAUGUAAGGAAUGUAGGAAGGCCUUUAGACAGCGAUCACAACUCACUCAACAUCAGAGACUUCAUACUGGAGAAAAACCCUAUGAAUGUAAGCAGUGUGGGAAAGCUUUUAUUCGUGGCUUUCAACUUACUGAACAUCUGCGACUUCAUACUGGUGAAAAACCCUAUGAAUGUAAAGAAUGUAGGAAGACUUUCAGGCAUCGCUCACACCUUAGCAUACAUCAAAGAAUUCACACUGGUGAGAAGCCUUAUGAAUGUAGGGAAUGUGGAAAGGCCUUUAGCUAUCACUCAAGCUUCUCUCACCAUCAGAAAAUUCAUUCUGGCAAGAAACCUUAUGAAUGUAAUAACUGUGGGAAGGCCUUUUGUGAUGACUUACAACUUACCCUACAUCGGAGGAUUCACACUGGUGAGAAACCUUAUGAAUGUAAGGAAUGUGGGAAGACUUUUAGACAGUGUUCACACCUCAGAAGACAUCAGCAAAUUCAUACUGGUGAGAAACCUCAUGAUUGCACGAUAUGUGGUAAGGCAUUUAGACUUCAUUCACACCUUACUCAACAUAAAAGAAUUCAUACUGGGGAGAAACCUUAUGAAUGUAGGGAAUGUGGAAAAGCCUUUAGCUAUCAUUCAAGCUUCUCACAUCAUCAGAGAAUGCACUCUGAAAAGAAAUCUUAUGAAUGUGUCAAGACCUUCGAUCAUGGCUUACAACUUAGUCUACAUCAGACGCUUCAUAUUGAUGAGAAACCAGUAAGGUUUCCUCUUCUUCCACAUCCUAGCCUAGCAUCAUGAAAUUCUUUUUGAAGAUAAUUGAUUUGCUUUGUUUUCUUCAAGGAAGAAGUUGAUAAAACAUUGUGUAUUAUUAAAAUUGAUAUAGAUACAAAA